AUGCGACUCGACGUUGUCAUUUCAGCAAUAGCCAUGCUGGCCACUGCUGCCUCCGGCCAACACAGCGUCAACUGCUGGGGAAAGGCCUCGCACCCCAGCUUUAACAAGCUAAGAUACGCCCUCGGCGAGGUCGAACACUGGGUAUCUUCUGUAGGGACUGACGGUAACACGUGCGUCGACGUGUACUGCAAGUCUCAUAUGAGCAUCCGCUACUGUGACGAGGGUGGCGAGUCUCGCAUCAUGCCCAUGCAAAACAUUAUGGACAGUGUCAAGGUUAUUGCCCACGACUGCAAGACGGAGUACAACGGCAAGACCGUUGCCGGCGGUGUUGUCGACCACCCUGACUGGUGGUCCGUGAUUGUCCAGACAGAGGACGACCGUUGCAAACAAACAGGUCCGCACUAUUAUGGCCCGGCUGAUAUCUAG
Molecule: messenger RNA, 426 nt
Organism: Aspergillus puulaauensis
Lineage: Eukaryota; Fungi; Ascomycota; Eurotiomycetes; Eurotiales; Aspergillaceae
Exons: 3
Coding region: 1-426 (141 amino acids)
Source: RefSeq, a predicted model, not a curated record